AUGACUACCCUACAAUUCUCGUCCGACGAGGACGGCCUGGAUGACAUUAUCAACGCGGACAACGACACCCUGGAGGAUAUUGAUCAGGAAAAUACCUUUGCCGGAUUCGACCUCACCGAGAUUAGUAACCUGAAAGGCAUCUGUACUGCCCUAGAGACCGUUACGAGCGUAAAAGAACUGAAGAAAUGGCUCAAGGGUAUUCUAUUCCGACCCCAUUUCCUAUACUGUUACCUGCACGCUAUCCUUCCCGCUCAAUUUAGCGGCAACAACAUGAACCGAGGUGAAUCGUUCACUACCAUCAUUGCCCGUAUCCAUGCCGCGGCCAACAGCGGUAAUACCAAAUACCUCGACCAUUUUUCCGACAAGACCAACUGGGACCGGGCCGACUGGACUGCCUUUUGUUUACUUACCCUGGCGAUCCUCCGCAUUAUUCGACAGGAAUUUGCCGCUUCCCGUGUGGAAAAAGGUAUGGCCCUCCUCAGCAUAGAUAAAGAGACGCGCGACCUUAUCCGUGCUUCUCUCCAGACCCCCCACCCCCCACCUAGCGAGAACGCUGGUCUGGAGAAGGACCCGAGGAAGCCUUCCACAGAACCUCCCACGUCUGGACCCGCUGCCCCCGCUGCCCCCGAGAAACCGGCCUCCAAGCUAAGGGUCCCAAGCAAGCGUUCUACCCGACCCCCCCAGCCGAGACCAAGCCGAAGCAUGAGGUCGUCUGCUAAGAGCAAGAAUCUUACAGGAAUCCCGACUCCCGUUUCCGCUGCCCCUGCCCCUGCCAGUACCCCCCCAUUGGCAAGCCGAUCAUCCACUCCGACCCCCGAUACCCCUACACCGGCCGGGCCGACUCCCGACCUCAGCGAGCCCUAUUGGCAGUUCCAUUUGAUCGAACUGUGUCUGCGCCUCAUCGAGGAGGAACUAGCAGAGGAGCCGGCACCAGAUGCCUCGGAUACUGGUAACACAAAGCUCCCCCAUAAGGAUAACAUGCAGGACGAGGCGGAUGAGACCUCCAUGACACCAUUUAAGGUCCUUAUGGUUACCGCGGGGCCCUACUCCAUAUAUCAUCCUACCGGGCAAGAGGUCGAUACGCUGACAUUGGCACACUACACCGCCGACACUAUUCAGGAGGCCCAUAAAGAUACGCCUGACGGCCGGGUAACCCUGUCUCAAGUCACCGCGGCAUCCAUCGAAAUCGCUCGCGAGCAGCAGACUUGGCUCGACAACCUCGAACUCCAGCGCGAGAAUCACGAGGAGGCCUGCGAGGCGCUCAAUAUCAGCAACCCAGACGUCCCUAAGUAUCCCGCGAUAAGGAUCAAUACGUCCUUCCGUUUUUGGCAGCCCGUGGCCAUCUAUGCAAUCGCACAGUUCCGCGAAAAUCCACUGCUCUCCGGGUGCAUCUUGGCCGAUAUGGUUGGACUUGGCAAAACCUGGAUGGUUACCGGGUAUAUUCUGCACCGGGCUACAACGCUGAAAGGCAAGCCCACCCUCAUUAUCUGCCCCCCCCACCUGGUGUGGCAAUGGGCCGCUGAGAUCAAGGCCGUCACCAAACGGCUCAAGGUCAUUGUGUACUUUAGAGACGCGCGGGAAGACCUCCCAGUCGACGUCAAAGUCAUCCCCAAGCUGGCAGGCGACCUCCCAUGGAUGACUGGCCCGCAAGCACAUCAUGCCGUGAUCAUUACCAGUUAUCAGACCUUGGCGCAGCGACAUGGACCCGCCGAGUACAAGUCAUGGGCGGAAGAAUAUGGCAACGGCUCCCUGGCGGAGUGGCCUAAAUCCCUUCAGGGACUGUUCGACACGAUGAUCCACCCUGAGUGGACCAUCCUGGUCACCGCUACCCCCAUCUUCAAUUCCUAUAACGAUAUGGCCGGUUUACUCCCAUUCCUGUUGCCACCCAAAAACGAUGACUUGUGGAUAGGCGUAGACCCCAAGACCAACCCGUUUACGCUCCCCGAUACCUACCCCCAAGCCCAGCUGAUCCUCACGAAUGAGGCGGUCCAGCGAUUCAUCCUCAAAACGUCUGACGAACUCGUCUGCCCGGAUAGUGUGGUCCGCGGCCUCCGCUUCCGCCAACUAUGGAAAUACCUGAUAAUCCGGCGCUCGUUAUCCUCCUGCAUCCCGUUUGCGAAUGGUAAACGCAUUGGCGAUAACAUACCUCCUUCCCAAUACCAAUGGAAGCAAUUCCGCCGCUACCUCUUUGUCCAGACCCGCGAGGGCCAAAUCAUAUGGAACAUGGCCAAGUAUCGAGAACUCACGCUGGUUACCACCUGGCUGUUCUUCAGGUAUUGCCACCACCUCCUAGUGCAAGUUAGUGUACGAUCCCUCGACACUCAGGCCCGGCGCCUCACACUCGGUCCUCAACUGAUCAAGAAGGCGAUACAAGUUGAAAACCAGAUCCUGAUGCGAAAGCAUACCGAGGAUACUACAGCCCCUGCCCCGGUGACGCAUAAUAUUCCCGAGCAAUUUACCGAUCAAGACGUCCUCCUGUACCUGUUGCGCGGCAGCCCGAAGUUACGCGCCCUCCUGUCUAUAAUCCAGCAGGAGCAGUUCUUUAUCGCUGCUGCCCUUUACCACGCCCGUAUUGACUGCCGGGUCUUCCACUCGGAACUCAACUCCAAGGAGCGUGUCGAGCUGGUACGAGAUUUUACAACCAAAGUGGAUGAAUGCAUGGUCUUAAUAUGCUCCUAUUACGUUAACGCAGCGGGUUCUAACCUUCAGGAUCUCUGCCGGAACGUACACCUCUUUGAUACCCCCACAUCCGACCCCCUCAAGCAGCAAGCCAUCGGGCGGGUAAGCCGUGUCGGGCAGACCCGGACGGUCAAGAUUUACGAUUACAUUGUGUCGGACAGCUUCAAUGCUGGCGUCUUUGCCAAAAACCUUACUAAGGCUGUCCCCGACCUUGUGACCACCCUGAAUUGGGAUAUGUUUACCGAUACCCUGGACGUGACUGGAGACAGUUCGGUACCGAACUUUAAUAUCGGUAUAUGGGUUCUCAAUCAGGAUGAUACUAUCAGCAAGGUCCGCUAUGCCCCGAUGGAACUCGUCCCCAAGGACCAACGCCUCUCCCCAGAGGACGUAGUCAAAGCCUUAAUCAGUACUAUAAAGGCGAGUUCUCGCAUACGUGAAAUGUCUGAUAUCAACGUCCAGUAUCUGGAGGGCGAGGAGGCUAGGAAAGAUGGUAAAGGCCCUAUAGAUAUAACAGAAGAUGUACCUGGGAAUGUAGCAGAGGGCUCCGACCCUAAGAAAAGAAAGGCGGAUGAGAUAAAACUAUCCUAA
Molecule: messenger RNA, 3267 nt
Organism: Aspergillus affinis
Lineage: Eukaryota; Fungi; Ascomycota; Eurotiomycetes; Eurotiales; Aspergillaceae
Exons: 7
Coding region: 1-3267 (1088 amino acids)
Molecular function (GO): ATP-dependent chromatin remodeler activity; ATP binding
Source: RefSeq, a predicted model, not a curated record